AUGGCAAUAGCAUUGACCCUUGUGGUCAUUGGCUAUUUUGUGGGCAGCGUUUCGCCGUCUUACAUGCUUGUGCGCCGGCGUCUGGGAAGAGACAUCAGGCAACUGGGAGAUGGGAACGCCGGGGCCGAGAAUGUCUCGCGGCUGGUGGGACUGAGACCGGCAAUUGCCGUCGCGGCUUUUGACAUUUCGAAGGGGCUGGCAGUAGUGCUGGUCACCCGAGGCAUAACGCCUGCGAACCAGGGUGAUAAUUCCUGGGAAACCCAGAUUUCCUGGGAAGGCCUCCGAUGCGGGCUCAUGGUGGCGGCGGGCGCCGCAGCAAUUAUCGGUCACAGUUGGUCGGUUUACUUGAAAGGCGCGGGAGGCAGGGGAGCAGCCACCGCAGUUGGCGCGUUGUUCGGCAUGAUUACGCUUCCGGCUCUCCUGGUAAUGUUUCCCGCUUUUGCCUUGAUGUGGUAUUUCCGAAGUACCACCUGGGGGCUGGCCAGUUUCUUCGUUGGGACCGUCUCGCUAACUGUUUUCCUUGGUUACUUUGGCCUGUUGGGAUACUCUCUGACGUGGGUUCCUUACGUUGUCACUCUGCCUGCCCUUGUAGGGGUGAUCCACGUUUUGAGCCUUAAGCGGUCGCCGGCAAGGGCCGCUGCCUUCUCCGAAAAAUGA
Geodia barretti is the source of this 657-nucleotide messenger RNA. Lineage: Eukaryota; Metazoa; Porifera; Demospongiae; Tetractinellida; Geodiidae. The record is from the annotation of a GenBank genome assembly.